This is a messenger RNA of Penicillium angulare, 1734 nucleotides long. Its product is annotated as RCC1 domain-containing protein. The transcript has a single exon. NCBI's taxonomy places the organism in Eukaryota, Fungi, Ascomycota, Eurotiomycetes, Eurotiales, Aspergillaceae. The record is from RefSeq and is a predicted model, not a curated record. Gene Ontology annotation, biological process: mitochondrial respiratory chain complex III assembly. The coding region runs from base 1 to 1734 and encodes 577 amino acids. Gene Ontology annotation, cellular component: mitochondrial inner membrane.
AUGCUGGCAUCUCGAGCACGACACCCCGCGAUGCAAGCGAUCCGCCAUCUCCGCCCCUCCACCUUAGCGACCCGUCGCUCUCUAAAUAAUGCGCCACCGCGACGAUUGGCAAGCGGCAAAGCACAAACAUCGACCUCAUCUUCGGGGUGGAUCCUCAGGCUGCUCGGUGUAUCAAUAGCGGGUGGUGUUGGAUUCCUCGGCUAUUCAUACCUCACAGGCGAUUGGAAAGAAGCAUGGAUUGAUAGUCAGCUGCCCAAGAAGGAAAUAAUCGAUGUCAACGAUCUUCGCGCCCAGUUCAUCCAAGAGAAGAGAAGCUUGAAGUCUCCUGGGGUCUUCACAUGGGGUUCAAACGAGUACAAAGUGGCCGAUCCAGGAUCGAAAGACUCCGACAUCAAAACGCCUCGGCGAUUCAAAUAUUUCAAUGGGCAGGUGCUCCGAGACUUCAAGGUUGAUGAGAAGUCCGGCGCCGCGAUUACAGAGGAUGGUGACCUUGUGCAGUGGGGUAAGGGAUUUUCGGAUACCGAUUUUAAGCCCAGGAAGACUCUGAAAGGCAAAAAUUUGGUGUCGAUUGCUCUCUCUGAGAGCCGAAUUAUAGCUCUGUCAUCCGACGGCAAUAUCUACUCGUUGCCCCUCUCAAAGGCGGUUCAGCAGUCUGGACCCAAGGCCCGGGAAGGCUCUUGGGUGCCAUUCUGGGGAGGCAAUUCCAAAUUGAGCUAUCGCAUCUUGAAGCCGGCCUUGGGGCUUGGUGAAAAGGUUACAACCAUUCGGGGUGGUCAGGAGCAUGUUGUAAUGCUCACAAGCUCAGGACGUGUAUUCACAGCCGCUUCGUCCACGGAGAAUUACCCAUCCCUCGGUCAGCUAGGUGUGCCUGGGCUGACUUGGAACACUCGCCCCAGCGGCCCCGCAGAUUCUUGUCAUGAGGUUGCAACACUAAAGGGAAUGAAAGUGAAGGAAAUCGCUUCUGGUGACUAUCAUGCUCUGGCAUUGACCAAGGAUGGUCGUUUAUUUGGCUGGGGAGAUAACUCUUUUGGCCAGCUGGGCGUCCAAUUUAUUCCGGUUGAGCCUUCUAUGGAUACACCAUUCGCACUGCCCGUGGAGAAGUAUUACCGAAAGGAGUUUUAUGCGCCAACCAUCACUGGCGUUGCUGCAGGUGGAGCCAACACCUUCUUCACCGUUGACUCCAAGCGAAUUUUGGGCCGCGAUGAAGAGGCGGCCAAUGUCCGUGAUUUGGGCAACGUGACUGCCGAUACCUGGUCCUGUGGUCGGGGCAUCUGGGGCACAUUGGGAAGCGGCAAAUGGAUCCACAUCCAAGACUCGCCUGUCCAGGUGAAAGACCUUAGUGGAUUGGGCGAAUAUGAUGAGAAGACCGAAAAAAUGACCCCCAUCCAUUUGCGCAACAUUUCCGUCGGUACCACUCAUGUCGCCGCCGUCUUGGAUAAUAAGACGAGCAUCAGUACCAAGAAGACGGACUCGCUGGACAAGUCGAACGACUUUGGUUAUGAGGUCUUCUGGUGGGGAGGCAACGAGCACUUCCAACUCGGAACCGGCAAACGUAGUAACCAGUCCCGACCAACUUAUAUCAAGGCACCCCAAGAGUCUUCGAAGAAGCCAGAACCGGAAGCACGACUCCAACUAAUGCCCCGGCACAAAGGUCCCGUUGGCAAGCGCAACGUGAAGAUGGAGCAACGUGUUGAAUGCGGACGGAAUGUCUCUGCAAUUUAUUCAGCUGUCUAA